Molecule: messenger RNA, 1566 nt
Organism: Zingiber officinale
Lineage: Eukaryota; Viridiplantae; Streptophyta; Magnoliopsida; Zingiberales; Zingiberaceae
Product: protein TIFY 6a-like
Exons: 7
Coding region: 144-1265 (373 amino acids)
Biological process (GO): regulation of jasmonic acid mediated signaling pathway; regulation of defense response; response to wounding
Cellular component (GO): nucleus
Source: RefSeq, a predicted model, not a curated record
UGUCAUCCUCCAGGGAUGAGGGCGGCGAGGGGAGAGAGUAGUAUUAAUAGGGAGGAGGAGGAGGAGAAGAAGAAGAGGCGGUGCGAAGCUAUCGAGGUCUCUGUGAGAGUGGGUGCUUUGGGAAGGGAUUCUUUGUAUUUGUGAUGGAGAGGGACUUCUUGAGCAUCACCGGAGGUGGGGCGGAGGAGGAAGCGAAAGGCAGCCGCCAUGAUUCAGGUUGGUCCGAGCAGUGGCCUUCGACAAAGAAUGCAUCUUCCUUGCAGCAGUUCAUUCCCCUAAAGGUUGCACAAGAGGAUAGAACAAAGAGUUUCAGUUUUGAUCUAGUAUCCUCACCCAUGUUUCAGCCUAUGAAAGCUGCUAAUUCUCCUGGGUCUACACAGCAGAAAUCAUUCAGUCUGCAUGAUCUUCCACUUCAGAUCACUGCUGGCCUUAGUGCUUCCUCUCGCCGAGCAAGUGGAACCAGAAGUUUUCCAAUGACCUCAUCUAAUUCCGAUGUGAAUAGCGACCCUUUCUUCAAGUUCCAUAAUGAACAGCAUCAAUUUGGAGGAGCUACGUUAAACAACCCUUUUGUUAAUAUGAACAUUGGAACCCUUGCACCCAGCAAUGUGCCGGUGGUGACAAAAAUGAUGGCACAGUUAACUAUAUUUUAUGCUGGUACAGUCCAUGUAUACGAUGAUGUUUCCUUUGAUAAGGCCGAAGCAAUCAUUGCAUUAGUGAGCGAAGGAUCCAAUUCAAAAGGAACUUUAAAUGCUUCAAGAUCCGAAGCACCUUUCAAGGUCAAAGCUCCGGUUCCAACCAACUUUCCUGCAUCCGAUAGUUUAAGUACAAAACAGAUCCUAUGUCCUACUCCACUUCGGGUGGUAUCACCCUGCUCAGGCUUUUCGAACCCCAUGUUAGUGACUCCUGUGGCAGGGGCUAACUCAAGAAGUAGUUUUAGCACGCCAAGUGAUAUAGUUGGUGCCAAUAUUAUGAGCUCAUUGUCUCCGUCAAUAAAGCAAGAGCCUUCCAGAACUUUGCCUUCAGCUUUUGGCUCUACAGUUUCUGUGGCCACUUCUUCUCGAGCAGUACCUCAAGCUCGGAAAGCAUCACUGGCACGAUUCCUUGAAAAACGGAAGGAAAGGGCGAAUAAUGCCAUGCCCUACUCCACCUCCAAGAAAAACCAUGAUACAAAUGGUGAUCUUGAGAGUGCUAAUGCAUCGAACAUCUCUUGGUCACCUGAUGUCAAUCUUUCAAGUAAUUGGUCAAGGAUACCAAAUUGUCCUUAAUUGGUCAGAUUUAUGAAAUGGUUGUAUGAGCAAUGUGAUUGGAGCUGCUCAAUCACAAAAGGAAGGAAGCCCUGCUGCAAACUAAAAUUUGUUCCCAUAUCCAGCUUCAUGAUUGUGUAGUCUGGAUAAGCAGCUUACUGCUAUAAAAAAGCUGAUCGAUUUUGGUUUCUGUUUUCGUGUAAUUCACCAUCUUGUCACUAUCAUUAAUGUUCUUGUCACCAUUCUCCUAAUUCUGCUUGGCCGAGUAGCAUUGUAAUAAAUGGUACGAGCUUAUUAUAUCAUUGUUCUUUUUUUUGCUGAA